AUGGGAUUGUUAAGUUUGGCAAGCAAGGGUUGGGGUUUGGUUGAAUUGGAUUUAUCCAAUGUAAUGGAGUUGACGAAUGCUGGGGAGGCUGCUAUUGCAGAAGUUGAGAACUUGGAAAAGUUGUUGAUGGCAAGGUGCAAAUUGGUAUCAGAUAUUGGGAUUGGGUGCAUUGCUGUGGCAACUUGUUUGCUGUUACUGGCGCAGAAUCAUCAUGCAUCAGUUUUGAUAAUGAAAAAUGGAAAGCCAGAAUUCGGGAAGUGGAGGACCAAACUUUGUCCAAGAUAUGAUGAGAUGGAGACAAUAUUUGGCAAUGAUGCAGCAACUGGAAAUGCAAGCUACGCUACGCUAGAUACACAGAAUCAUGUGAACGGGCAAUUUUUGUACAUAUUGGAUGAAUAG
Messenger RNA from Fraxinus pennsylvanica, 399 nucleotides. NCBI's taxonomy places the organism in Eukaryota, Viridiplantae, Streptophyta, Magnoliopsida, Lamiales, Oleaceae. The record is from the annotation of a GenBank genome assembly.